Messenger RNA from Kalmanozyma brasiliensis GHG001, 1401 nucleotides. Its product is annotated as MAGE protein. Bases 1 to 1401 code for a protein of 466 amino acids. Gene Ontology annotation, cellular component: nucleus. The record is from RefSeq and is a predicted model, not a curated record. NCBI's taxonomy places the organism in Eukaryota, Fungi, Basidiomycota, Ustilaginomycetes, Ustilaginales. The transcript has 2 exons. Gene Ontology annotation, biological process: DNA repair.
AUGUCCACAUACGGUCGACGAUCGAGUCAGCGGCUGCAUCGCGACGAGCCUCCGGUCGCCUCGUCCAGCCGCCGCCCUCCCACAUCAUCCCGAAGAAAUGCCGAGCCAGUUGCGUCAUCCAGCUCACAAGGCUCGCAAGCAGAUGCUGUCGAUGAUUUUGAAUCUCGUAUCGACUCCAUUUUGCUGCCCCACAAGCUGUUGAACGUCAGUGACCUUGCGCGCAAGGCUGCGCAAGAGCUUGGCGAAGCCGAAAUCAACAAGAAGGCAGGCGACCUCGUCAGGUACACUCUCUCCAACGAAUAUAAACGCAAAGAGAUCCGCAGGGAUGAUAUACGCAAAGAUGUGUUCGGCGAGGACAAGAAGAUCUCGCGCUGCUUUGCUCCCAUCUUCAACGCUGCUCAGAAGAUGCUCCAACCGCUCGGUCUCCACUUGGUCGAGGUGCGUUCCAAGGGAGCAGACAACGCCGAACUGCUCAAGCAGGCGCAAGAGGCCAUUCGCGCCGCAUCUUCCUCGGCGAACGGGCUCAGAGCCCGAACACAUCCGCCCGAAGAGGAUGCGACCGGAGACGGAGGACAGGGGCCCAGAAUUUGGAUGCUGCGUUCGUCGUUACCUUCUGGGUUGACGAAAGGGCUCGCAAGGUGCGACGAAAAGCUCACCGAUGCGUAUGCGCAGACCAGCUUGACAACCGCCCCUUCGUCCUCGACCCAGCGAAGGCGCCCCUCGGCCAAAGAUGCCAAGGCGGCCCUCGACUGGUCCUCCGCCGACCACCAGGACGGAGAGAUGGGUCUCUUGUACAUCGUUCUCGCCCUCAUCCUCGUCAGUGGACGCACCAUCACGGAAGCCACGCUCUUCAUGUACCUGCGACGCCUGCACUUGCAUCCGGACACCUCGCUUCCGAAAGCUCUGCGCGGUACAGGCCCAACCAGCGCAGCAGCAUCCACAGGCUCACAGAGCACGCAGACGCAGUCCAGGGCGCGCGCAUCACAGGGCACUUUGGAAGCGUUCCUCACCACCAUGACCAAGCAAAACUACCUGGAGAGGCAACGUUCGGAUGUUGGCAUCGACGUCAUGGACGCCGCAGUCAACCAAGCGCAGACGCAAGGAAGGCGGCGAGGGCGUACAAGCGGCGGAGGAGGACGAGCACAUGCAGCAGACGACGAGACGACGGUCUGGGAGUGGAGGUGGGGCAGCCGUGCCGAGUCCGAGGUCGGAGAGAAGCGCAUCGCAGAGCUCAUCACGGUCCUGUUCACCGAUCCAUCGUCCACGCCCGAGGGCGCGCAGGGGGCCGAAGAAGAAGAGGACGAUGAUACGCAAGCCAUCGACCGCGACCGCCUCGCCAAGCGACGCAAGAUGUUGCUCACCAACAUCACUUCGGUAGCUGGCUCGCAGCUGAUCGACUAA